Molecule: messenger RNA, 2344 nt
Organism: Aspergillus sclerotioniger CBS 115572
Lineage: Eukaryota; Fungi; Ascomycota; Eurotiomycetes; Eurotiales; Aspergillaceae
Product: tRNA (guanine26-N2)-dimethyltransferase
Exons: 1
Coding region: 47-2254 (735 amino acids)
Biological process (GO): tRNA N2-guanine methylation
Cellular component (GO): nucleus
Molecular function (GO): RNA binding
Source: RefSeq, a predicted model, not a curated record
CCCCACACCCGAUCCAAGUCAACCGUCUUCACUCAAGACGGGGUCGAUGCGCUCACGCCUGUGUGCCCUUUACCGUACCCUCCCCAUCCACCCUCGAUUCAGCCCCCGUCGCGCGAUUGCCCGCUGCACCUGUCUCUUCAACCGCUCGCCACUCCGCCGAUCCUACUUUACCCCAUCCCCGGCCAAGGAUAUGUCUGAGCAAUUGAUACAGUACGACGGCACUGAAUACAGGGCAGUGAAGGAAGGGUUGGCGUACAUUCUGAACCCCCCUGCCCAAGCUGCCGCCUCAAAGGCCACGAAAAAGGAUCUCAAAGCUGACGACCAAUCCCAAUCAGUCUUCUACAAUCCUAUCCAGCAGUUCAACCGCGACCUUAGUGUCCUUGCAAUUCGCGCAUAUGGGGAGCAUGUGCUAGCUUUGAAGAAACAAAAGGCCGAACGUAAGAAACAAAAGGCCGCGGAGUGUUCCGCAAAAGGCAAGAAGCGCAAGCGGGAAGAGGGGCGUGGCAAAGAAUCAACCCAAGAAGACGAGGCCACAGCAAAGAGCAGGUGCUCCCAGGCUCCUUCGCAGCACGCAGAGCAGGACGCGGCGCCAUCUUUUACCAUUUUAGACGCCCUCUCUGCCACGGGUCUGCGUGCGCUGCGAUAUGCAUCGGAGAUACCAUUCACUUCCUAUGUUGUCGCCAAUGACCUGUCACCCUCGGCAAUUCAAUCCAUGAAGUUGAACAUUAAAUAUAAUAAUCUCGGCGACCAUAUUCGACCCAAUACCGGGGAUGCGCGCGCUUACAUGUACAGCCUCCAGCACCAGGGAACCACUCCAAUCGCCGAACCCCACACUGGAAAGUUCGAUGUGAUCGAUCUGGACCCUUAUGGCACUGCUGCGCCAUUCAUGGACGCUGCGGUCCAAGGAGUCAAAGACGGUGGCCUUCUUUGUGUGACCUGUACUGAUGCGGGCGUCUGGGCCUCGUAUGGGUAUCCCGAGAAAUCAUUCGCCCUGUAUGGUGGAAUUCCCAUCAAAGGACCACAUUGCCAUGAAGGCGGGCUGCGUCUUAUCUUACACGGGCUUGCAAUGUCUGCAGCGAAAUAUGGCCUUGCAAUUGAGCCACUCUUAUCUCUAUCGAUUGAUUUUUAUGCUCGAGUGUUUGUUCGUGUCCAUCGCUCUCCGGCUGAAGUCAAGUUUUCUUCUGGAAAUAUGAUGAUGGUUUAUAAUUGCGAUUCUGGCUGUGGAGCAUGGUCGACUCAGCCUAUAACUCAGACGAAACAGAAGCUGGACAAGAAGGGUGACCCUUUCUACCAUUUUGGCUUUGCUCAGGGGCCAGCAGCAGAUAGUCGCUGUGCCCAUUGCGGUUCUAAGACUCAUCUAAGUGGCCCUAUGUGGGCCGGUCCCCUUCAUAAUGCUCACUUUAUUCGGAGGGUCCUUGAUAUGCUCCCCCACGCAGAUAAAGAUGUGUACCAGACCAUUGACAGGAUUGAGGGCAUGUUGACCACCGCACUAGAGGAAGAUCUAACCCUAGAAGUUUCUAGGAAAGAUGUAGACCCGGAACUUACCGGCGCAGCUGGUGGAGAUAUCCAACUCGGUGAUCCUUCUGCCAUAAUCCCGCGGCUGGAUCCGGCCGUCCGUGAUGAGUACCCUUUCUAUUUCAGCCUCAGCGCCCUGUCCAAGGUCUUGCAUACAUCAACCGUCUCCAUUGACGCCAUGCGUGGAGCUCUUCGACACCUAGGCUAUCGGUCAACUCGCAGUCAUGCGAGGCCGAAUACAAUUCGCACGGAUGCUCCUUGGGAGGUGACCUGGGAAAUCAUGAGGGAAUGGGUGAGGCAGAAAUCUCCCAUCAAAGAAGGCGUCCUGAAGCCCGGGAGCCCCGGUGCCGUUAUUAUGUCCAAGUGUCGAGAGAGCAUUCAAGAGCGUGAGGAAGAUACCUCCCUAGCUCAUCUCAAAUCGGAAAUUGAGGCUGCCACCGAGGAGGCAAAGGACGCUACAGACAUGAUCACCAAAAUCGAGGCUGCGUUAUAUCGCUCCCGUGCCCACCAAGCAUUAGGAGGGAAAACCGUGUCGGGUCCUCAGCUCAACAAACCUGGAAUGCAGAAGGAUGCUCAGGACACAAAGCCUUUCCACGGUCCUAGAGUUGCCCCCAGCACGCUAGAGGUUGUAUUCGAUGAGGCUUUGGGUAAGGAGACGACCAAGAAGCGACUGGUACGUUAUCAAAUCAAUCCUCGUGAGAACUGGGGUCCUUUAAGCCGAGCGUCCGGAAGCAGAUAAUGACUGAUGGAUUUGGUUGGUCUACAAUAAAAAAACUCAAUAUAGACGCCGCUUAUCUUAGACUUCUGCGAAUGCACUAUAAGUUCUGGU